Molecule: messenger RNA, 760 nt
Organism: Mus pahari (shrew mouse)
Lineage: Eukaryota; Metazoa; Chordata; Mammalia; Rodentia; Muridae
Product: alpha-1B-glycoprotein-like
Exons: 7
Coding region: 8-760 (250 amino acids)
Cellular component (GO): plasma membrane
Source: RefSeq, a predicted model, not a curated record
ACCCGCCAUGUCUCUGCUGGCUACUGUACUGCUGCUCUGGGGUUUCACUCUGGGCCCAGCAACGGAUGCAGCCGCCUGUACAUUCAGGGAUGCCAUAAAAAACAAUUCCUUGCCCAGGCCCUGGCUUUUGGCUUAUCCUGUGCUCUGGAUCACACCUGGCCUGAGGACGGUCCUGUUUUGCCAGGGGAGAGUGAAGGGGGCAGCCUUCCUGCUGAGGCGGGAAGGAGAUGAUGGUUUUCUGGAGGUAGCCGAAACAGAUGAACACAGUGAACGAGCCACGUUUCGAGUUUACCAGCCGGGCAACUACAGCUGCAGCUAUCAAAUUCACGGAGAAUGUACCUCCUCUAAGCCCAGUAGGAUUGUGACCAUCAAGAAGUUUGCCAAGCCACCGCCACCCUUGCUGAUUUCUUCAGAAAGUUCCACAGUGGAGCCACCACAUAUGGCCCAUAUGACCCUUCUCUGUUCGGCUCUUCUGAACGACGUUGAAUUUCAGCUAAGGCAGGGAAAGCGUGAGAUGAAGGUCCUUACGGUCAGCGCCAGCCCAGAGCAAGUCAGCUUCUAUCUGAAAUUGUCGGACAUGGGUGACCAGAGCCCUUUCACCUGCCGCUACCGUCUGAGCAACAUGACAGCUUGGUCCGAAGACAGUGAGCCCUUGGAGCUCAUGUGGAGCGAUGAAACACUACCAGCACCAGUGUUGACUGCAGAGCCACCGGCGAAUCAGAGCUUUGAGCCAGGUUCGACGGUGCAGCUUCGAUCCUGA